Messenger RNA from Brassica napus (rape), 438 nucleotides. RefSeq lists its product as uncharacterized. The coding region runs from base 1 to 438 and encodes 145 amino acids. The record is from RefSeq and is a predicted model, not a curated record. The transcript has a single exon. NCBI's taxonomy places the organism in Eukaryota, Viridiplantae, Streptophyta, Magnoliopsida, Brassicales, Brassicaceae.
AUGGCCAAGGUCUUUGCUUUGAAACUCAUUUGGCGUCUUCACUCUAAGUCUGAUUCUCUGUGGCCAAUUUGGGUCCAUAAGUAUCUAUUGAAGACCGAGGUAUUCUGGGAUGCUAGGGAAAGUGUUACAGGGUCUUGGGUCUGGUGGAAGUUGUUGAAGCUCCGGCCAGUGGCUAAAUUUUUUCUCAAGUUGGCGAUAAAGAAUGGAGAAUCGGUUAAGUUCUGGCUCGAUAUCUGGCACCCUAUGGGGCAUCUCAUUGAUGUCUAUGGGGAAAUAGGCACUAAGAAGCUUGGGAUCUGUCGCAAUGCCCGUGUUUGUGAUGUUGUGGUCGGAACAGAGUGGAGAUUCCGAAGCACUCGUGACCGCACACUCCAGGCCAUCGUUUCACAGGUUAGGAGUUUUCCGUCACUAUUACACCGGAUGAAGAAGAUGAAGUAA